AUGUUCUCAUCAAAUUUUAACAAAGGUCUUUACGGUCCAACUCGGACAAGUGCUCGGACGGAAAUCAAAGACGUCCUUUUGCGCGAUCAUGUGUUACAAAACGGAGAAUGGCACGGCGAUGAUCGGCAGAAGAAUCCGUGGAAAACCUCCUUUUCUAUUUCUUUUGAGGUAGGAUUUAGCCACGUGUCAGUUAUCACUUUCGUAGAAUCUGUUGUUUUUUUUCUACGGAGUAUUAGUUGCUCGUCAGAUUGUAAGGAUCUAGAGAUGUAAGUGAAUAUGUGAGCUUGUAAUGAACUACAGCCGAACCCAGCGGGUCGUCAAGGGUCACCAGACUGGAGAGCCGCAAAAUUAAUUUGGAAAUUAGUGAUCGUGAAUUACUCUAGAAUAGAGAAUACCGUUUACUUUGCCGAUUAUGUACUUAGAAUCAGGCGGGUUAUUUGCUCAUUUCUCUUUUUUCAUCACUCUCGUGUACGCGUUGCAGCCGAAACCUUCGAGUCAUAAUUUGUUUACAGUUUGGAUUCUCGAGUGAUAUGGAUGAUUUGACAUGGACAUAGCUAGCAGUGAAACGAUUGACGAUAAUUUUUUUAAAAGGAAAUUUAGCUUACAAUUAAUUUACAAUUGUUUAAAUCGCGUGUUUUUCCUAGAAACCCAGCGUUGGAAAAAAUGUCAAGCAUGGCAAAGUUAACGUGCGGGUAAGUUGAUUGAAAGACAACAAAGAUUGUAUUGAUAUUAAUUAUUGGAAAGUCUUACUACACAGGCUUGCUAAAUAGAUGUGCAUGACAUUAACUCUUGUUUGAUUGUAACUCAGAUGUUGAUUUGGAGGUGCAUUUCGCCUGAUUUGUAUGCUUCUAAUGCUCUGUUUAUUGUUGCUUUCAUAGAAAUGUCUUUUACUUUUACAAAGAAAUCUAUACUUAAGUUACAUGACUAUGAGGUUUGAUGAAGACUGAAAAUCAUUUAUCUUUUCAAUUCUCUGCUUCCUCUUUCACUUUACGCAGACAAAUGUAACCAGCUUUGUACUGGGCUCAGAGGGGGGUCUCUCACUGGCAACUACAGCAAAGGACUUUGAUAACAAGCUUCAGGGAGCUCCUUUCAAAGCUGCUCCUAGCCAGUCAACCAGCAUUGCUGUAAGUGGGUACAUUUGUUUUUUUGUUUUGGUUGAUAUUUGGAACCGCAUGGAUAACACAUGUUUACAGUGCCUGCUUGGGGUUAGUUAAUAAAAUUAUUCAUACUGAUGUGUCUGUUGUACCUGUAAACAGGAUUUCUCUCCUAAGUACAUGUCUGAUGAAAUAUUUGGAAGGUCUGGAUCAGUUUACAGCAGAACGUUUGCAAAGGUAUGUUGCUAGAGCAAGCCCAUUAUCUGAUUUUUCAUUCUUAAAACAGAUAACAGUAAGUUUUAAAAUUUAUUGAAUCUUUCAAAUAUCUAGUAAUUGAUUACUUAUUUAUCACCUUAACUUCUUUUGAACAUGUUGAUAUGUUUUGUGUAGCUGAGUAUUUCAAGAUGAAGUGAGUAUUGUAAUAUGUAACUGAUUUCAGCUUUUCUAAUUCACAGGGACCCCAGGCACAAGGCUCUAAUGCUAAAAACAGAGCUGAAUGUCAAAAGCUUACCACCCAUCUCAAUACAUCUCAUUUUUAUUUUGGGAGUGAUUUAAAUGGGUGAGUAAUCUGGAGCUAAAUGUUAAAAUGUUUCAGUCUUGAUGAAUUUUUACAACUCAGUUUUCAUUACACAUUUUACAGGUUGUAUUCCUGUUAUCAUGUUUUGUAUAUUAUUGCCAACACUGUUAUAAAUAUGACCACAAUUGCUUUUCAUAUCGUCCUUAUCAGUUUUAUUAUUAUUUGACAACUUUUAUAUGGGUACCAAGGAAGCAGCAAAACUAGAGAGGUGGGAUUUGACAUCAAAGGAUCCUCUGUUGUUAUUAUUUUUUUUUAAUGCAAUGAUCACUCAACAACCUUUUUCUCAUUCACAGAUAUGGCACAGAGACAAGGCACUCAUUUGAGAAGAAGUUGGAACAUUCUGCCAAGGAACCUGGCCCAAGCACAAACCUGGCUUCCAAAACAGCUCAGGAGACUUACAAAUCAAGUGCUUUUAGACACGGUGAUUGGAAUGUGGCUGAACCUCACUUUAUAAAACAUUCAGUGACAUGUAAUGACUUCCAUAUCAAACCCUUUACAACAAGCCACAAUGUUGGAUCAAAAGAUACUAAAGGACAAAAACAGGAAAAAGAUGAGUUAGAAUACACUGAAUCCAAAGUACCUUCCAUCAGCCCAAAAGGUAUUAAUCAAAAGACUUCCAACGUACUUUGUCUUCGUUGCAUAUACUCUCAGAAGGAUGUGAGGAACAGCUGAGAAACAAUUGAUUUUUGUGGCCUUUGAUAAAAAUUAAACCUCAUGUUUUAUUUUUGGAAUGAAUACAAAUAUCAAGCCCUUGCAGUCCUAUGUGUUACCAUGAUGUGUUUAUUUAUUCUUACAGACAAUCCUAGCCAUCCUUAUUAUCAGCGCAGCACUCACUUUGUGGUAAGUCUCACCAAUGAACAAUCUGUCAUUUAAAAGGUAAAACUGUAUCCCUUGCUUUAUUUGUUAUGGAUCCGAAAUGAUGUUAAUGUUGGUAAAUGCAAAUUCAUGACAUUUACCCUAACAAGAAUCUUUACCCUAGAAGCUAGUUUUGCAAGAAUAUUUGACCCAAGACACUUACAGAGUAUGUAGAGAUGUACAGCAAUCAUACAGGUGAAUGUAACAUUCAUAACAAGCAUGUUGAUCAGCAGUACCCUUUAAAAUACCUACUGUGUAAAUUGCUUUUCUUUUAUGCUUGCAGUUAGGAACCAACACAGAUGAUAGAAGUUCACUUCAUCAGAAAGGUAACAUUGAACAUGUAAACACUGUGGGCUUUAUUCUUUUGCCAGUGGAUCUUACUCAGAAGUACUCCAUCCCUUUUCACUCUUUUAUCCCUAGGAGUGUCCACAAAAGAACUUCUUCUUUUACUUUCAAUAUAUUUUUUAAGCCAAAAGUGAUGAGAAGAAACAAAGAUACUGUAUCAGCCAGGGGAUACAAUGUUUGAUUUAAAGCCAAACUAUCAAAGGUUAUAGAUUAUAAAUAAUGUAUGACUGACAGUCUGGGGAAUUGUUCUUAAUUUUACAUCUUGGGGGUAAAAUGGUGGAUGUAUAUCAGUGAACAGUUUUUAUUGUUAUCCUCGUAAAAUGUGAGAAACAUGUAAUAAAUUAUUCACAUGAUGUUUUGUCCAAAUUACUUUUUGACCCUUAGAUUUUAUUCUUAGUAAGCGAGAGUGCUUGAUAAAACCACCAGCAGCUCCUCCUCCAAUCUCUUCCAAGGUGAUUAACAGAACAUGUUUAACUUACUUACAAGAUGUUAUGUUCCCUGAAGCGAUUGAGAUCAUAUACAACCUUGCAAUCUUCAAUUGAAAAUCAAUAAAUAGCUCCUUCAGUUCAUUCUUACACACAGUGUGGAUGAAUUAGAGAUUAGGGUUUAUGUUUUCUUUUUCUGGAAAAAAAAGGAAUAUUCAUCAUUAUCAUUUCAUUAAUUUCAAUUGUCACACAAACUUAGCACAUUUUUUAAUACAUACAAUAGCAAAACUUAAAUCUAUAGGUUCUUUUUAGCUGCAUGUUUUAAUACAGUAGUUACCAUGAGGAAAAGAUAGCUGUUGACCUUAAUUCAUAUAUUCCUUUCUCCCCACUCAUGACCAGGUUCUUCCAAACCUGGAGGACUGUAGGCCCUCUUGUUCAACACAUACAGCAGAUUUCACUGACCACAAGAUUCAAAUCACUCAAAUUAGUCAGGUAUUUGUAAUUGCAUUGUCAUCAGGUGAUCGACAUUGUACUGUUUGUACUGUUUAGAUAGAGCAUCUUGUCAUGGUCAUCCCCCAUGGAUUAUGUGCCAAGUUUUCUUGUCUUUUGGUUACAAUUACAGUCUCAGUUUGUUUCUUUUUAUUUACUGGCAGGGAAGGGCUGCUGAGACAAAACUUAAUAGGGCACGUCACAAUACACUUGCUGUUGUCUUAUCAUGUGAUGCACAAUGUCAUGCUGGUGACAGACAGGCAUCAAGUAAGUCCCUUAAAUGGUAAAUUUACCACUUCCUUUCAAGAAAUUUCUGUCUCUCAAAGUGGUUAAAGAACUAAAUGUUAUUCUCAGUCAGUAAUAAGCAUCCAUUUGAUGAUAGACAGUUGUGUGUGUUAUGCGUUUAUCUAUAUUUAUUAGAAUAAACUGCAGUGUUUAAUUUGACCUCUUCAUCAUUUGGCACUCUAGUGACAGGGAGUGGUUACUUACAUCCACCAAAGGACCAUCCAUAUCUCAGCCCCCAGAAGGAAAAAAAUAGUAGAUAUCGAUACUUGGACAGUGAUGGAGCCCUUCUCAGAGCACCAGAGUGGCCUUCACCAUCAGAGACAAAGGUUUAGUUUCAUUUCUUAUACAUGUUAGAAGUGUCAUGUCAGUACUGAUGAUUAAGUUCCUGAAAUGAAGUCCAAAUGUCUGACUUAUUUUCAUUUUGUUUUGUUCAGGAGGAAUUUAUUCCCAUUGAAGAGCUGGCUACGGGCAAUGGAGCAGCCAAACUAAAGCAGAAAAAAGAUGAUUGCCUUGAGAGAAUUACAGAUAACAGGAAAACACAUUUUCAGUUUGGCUCAGAUAAUAAACAUAGACACACAGAACAGGUAAUUAAAUUCUAUAUCCAUGAAAACAUAACAUUAUGCUUGCCUCAAAAUUCAAACAAAAUGCUAUUGGGAAAUGUAUAAAUGUCUAAAUAAUUAAGUGAUGUGAGUCAGCAAAUUUUUGCCGUGUACAUCUUAUCCCAUGUAAAGAGCAGUAUAUUUUAUUACAAAAUUGAAGUAGUUUAAUAUCAAUGAAUUUAUAAUAAACCUUGCUUUUUCUCAGCACGACCAGUUCUUAUCGUCUCUGCAACUUGAUCCAGCCCUUCCAGCUGCAGGGAAGAGUGAAGGACCUGAACAGAAAUACUCCCAUGUAUACCCAAGGUUAGAGAGUUAAGCAUUUUUCAUGUCAAAUGAUGUAUAUAUUUUUGGUCUGCAAUGUUUUUAUUUCUUUGGGUUUUCCUUAGUGAAACAACACAGCAGGGAAGGCAUCGAGUAUCAGAGCCUCUCCCUCAGGACAAGGUAGCCACGAUUCAACAACAAAUGCUGCAGUUCAAUCAACAGAGGUAAGAAAGACAUUUGGUUUGGUUUUUUCCACUUAGUUUUGUGAAGGUGCCAAAUCCAUUACAAAUUCCUUCAUUAAGUGGUGUGCGUGUCUCUGUGGCUAUUCUGUCAUUUAUUAAUUGUAUUUGCAUUCUUCAAGAUUCUAUAACUCAGGAGACACCAUGAACAUUCACUUGCGAAAAGCCUUCCUAGAUUUUGAUACAAGCUUGUGAGUACUUAAAAAUACCUUCCAAUGUUUUGCUUUUAUUACUUAAAGCUCUUCUAGUUAGUAAUUGUUGAAAAAUUGUUCAUAAGUAAGUCUUUCACCUUCAGUAUAUCCCUUUUUUGCCCUUGCUUAGGAGUGGUAGAAUUUCUAUUGAAGACCUUAAAUCUGUUUUGGCAAAACUUGGAAUCGACAUGGAGGAAAAAACCCUAGGAAAACUCAUUGAAAUGUAAGUGGAAAGUAAAUGUUUGUGCUUACUUUACUCUAGCCUCCGUUCCAAAUUCAGCAUGUCCAGAGUGAGGAAUAAAACUUCAUGACAAACCUAAUCAGGGCAUUAACGGUUUAUAUCGCAGGUGCGAUGCUGGUCGUACUGGUUUCGUGGACUACGAAGAAUUUUCGAAAUAUUUGACGAAAGAUGCUCUAAUUAGUCUUGGAAAUAAACCAUCAGAGACUUCAGUGAUGAAGACGGAUUUCUGUUCACCGGAACAAAGAAGGUAGAUAAUUUAGCCGGUUCUAAACACCAGCUUUUCAGGAUUCAUGAUCUCGCUGUAGUUACUGUGUACAUGUCUAUCCACAGACUCAGUUCUGCUCAGCUGCGUACGAUAGAAAUGGCUAAGAAGAUCGCACCAAUGAAGGUGAACUCGCAUUACUUCCACGAGCAUCACUCGGGAGGUAUGUAUUAUUGAAGAAAUGUAAAAUGGUUUCCGUGUUUACAUAGCCUGAUGUAAACACGCGGGAGGUUGGGAGAACACGAGAUAAGCGUAGGAAACCACGACGCGAAGCGGAGUGGUUUCCAGCUCAUCGAGUGUUCUCCCAACCUCCCAAGUGUUUACAUCAGGCUAUGUAAACACGGAAACCAUUUUACAUAAUAUAUUAGUUUCAAACCUUAAGAGCUGUUAUUUCAAACCCUCUUCUCUACUUCUCUCGGUAGCACCUCGUCUCUCAACCACGGCUCAGGAUUUCGUCCGACCUGACAGAAGGCCAGGUAGAUGAAUUUUUAUUCUUGCAUGCUCUGAAGAUUGGGAGUGUUUUGUGCCCUGUUCUGUUUAUAUUAAGACCGUUUAUUCUUUAAGUGUUUGUCAUAUCGUGC
This is a messenger RNA of Pocillopora meandrina, 6444 nucleotides long. The record is from the annotation of a GenBank genome assembly. NCBI's taxonomy places the organism in Eukaryota, Metazoa, Cnidaria, Anthozoa, Scleractinia, Pocilloporidae.